This is a messenger RNA of Astrephomene gubernaculifera, 981 nucleotides long. The record is from the annotation of a GenBank genome assembly. Lineage: Eukaryota; Viridiplantae; Chlorophyta; Chlorophyceae; Chlamydomonadales; Astrephomenaceae.
CCUCACAGCAGCCGCAGCGGACCGCACAUCCCGAGGCCGGUCCCUCCAGCCCCGCCUCCCACACCCCCGCCGCUGCUGCCCCUGCCGCCUCAACCCACGCCGUCACCUCUUCUGCCACCCCUUCCACCCCUCCCUCCCCCUCUCCCUCCUCCGCCUCCCAGCCCCCCUCCCACCUCUCCUCCCGCACCUCCCGGCCCCGUGACCUGGUCUUCGUGACCGCGGAGGUGGCGCCCUGGUCCCAGGCAGGUGGGUUGGGGGAUGUGGCGGCGGCGCUGCCCCGAGCGCUGGCGGCCCGGGGGCACCGAGUGAUGGUGGUGGCGCCGCGCUACAUGGGCCCGACGGCGGUGGCGGAGGGCCGGUACGGCGGAUUGUACGACACGGGGGUUCGGAUGUGGCUGGAUCUGAAUGGGCCCGGAGGGGAAGGCGGAGGCGGCGGGGGAGGAAGGCAUGAGGUGGGUUUUUUCCACCGGCAUGAGGAUGAUGUGGACUGGGUGUUUGUGGAUCACAUGUCGUACCACAGGGAUGGCUCGCCGUACGGCAAUGAGCAUGGACCGUACGGAGAUAACCUGUUCAGGUUCUCCCUGCUCUGCCUGGCCGCCCUAGAGGCGCCCCUGCUGCUGCACAUCGGCGGGCACCGGUACGGCACCCCACCCGGGCUGCCGUACGGCCCCGACAACCUGGCCUUCAUCGCCAACGACUGGCACGCGGGGCUGCUGCCCGUGUACCUGGCGGCGCGGUACCGGCCGCACGGGGUGUACGGCAGGGCACGGUGCGUGCUGGGGCUGCACAACCUGGCGCACCAGGGCUCCCACCCGCCCCACUGCUUCGGCUCCCUGGGGCUGCCGGGCGGGUGGUACGGGGCGCUGGAGUGGGUGCAGGCGGGCGCACCCACCAUCAACAUACUCAAGGCCGCCCUAGUGACGGCGGACCGGCUGGUCACUGUGUCCCCCUCCUACGCGGCGGAGGUCUGCCGCCCGCCAC